GCAACUCUCAGGGUUACCAACCCUGAAAGCCCCAAGGAGACAGGGAGGCGUGUCCUCAGAACGAAAGUCUCCAUUGGCUUUACUGCUCGUUGGAGGGUGGGAUGGUGCAGCUGCUAUUGUUGUUCAUUGGUCUGGUGAUUCCAUGGGGUGGGACUUGGCUGGGCCUAAACUCUAUCCGCUGUCUCGGGCCGGUUUCAGGGCGAAGCUGUCAUGCGUUCCGGGGGCCGCGGGCGGCCCCGGCUACGGCUUGGGGAACGCAGCCUCUUGGAGCCACCCUCACCGCCCAAGCGCCGCCUGCUACCGCGGGCGCACCUUUUGCCCGUGCUACUGCUGGCGCUGGCGGUGGCCUCGGUGUUCUACACCAUUUGGAGCGGCUGGCACCGCCAGACUGAGGAGCUGCCGGUGGGCCGGGAGCUGCGGGGCCCGUUGAUCGGAAGCCUCCCCGAAGCCCGGCUGCGGAGGGUGGUGGGGCAACUGGACCCGCACCGCCUCUGGAACACUUAUCUGCGCCCCCUGCUGGUUGUGCGGACCCCGGGCAGCCCGGGCAAUCUCCAAGUCAGAAAGUUCCUAGAGGCCACGCUGCGGACCCUGACGGCAGGCUGGCAUGUGGAACUGGACCCCUUCACGGCCUCAACACCCCUGGGGCCACUGGACUUUGGCAACGUGGUGGCCACGCUGGACCCAGGGGCUGCCCGUCACCUUACCCUUGCAUGCCAUUAUGACUCCAAGCUCUUACCAUCUGGGUUGGCCCCCUUUGUGGGGGCCACGGAUUCAGCUGUGCCUUGUGCCCUGCUACUGGAGCUGGCCCAAGCCCUCGACCUAGAGCUGAGUAGAGCCAAGGAGCAGGCAGCCCCAGUCACCUUGCAGCUACUUUUCUUGGACGGUGAAGAGGCACUGAAGGAGUGGGGACCCAAGGAUUCUCUCUAUGGCUCCCGGCACCUGGCCCAGCUCAUGGAGUCUGCACCCCACAGCUCUGGCUUCACCAGGAUCCAGGCUAUUGAGCUCUUUAUGCUUCUUGAUCUCCUGGGAGCCCCCAACCCGACCUUCUACAGUCACUUCCCUCGCACGUCCCGCUGGUUCUAUCGGCUGAGAAGCAUUGAGAAGCGCCUGCACCGUUUGAACCUACUGCAGUCUCAUCCUUGGGAAGUGAUGUAUUUCCAGUCUGGGGAGCCCCCUGGCUCUGUGGAAGAUGACCACAUCCCCUUCCUCCGCCGAGGGGUCCCGGUGCUCCACCUCAUCUCCACGCCCUUCCCCUCCGUCUGGCACACGUCUGAUGACUCUGAAGCCAACCUGCACCCACCCACGGUACACAACCUGAGCCGCAUCCUCGCUGUGUUCCUGGCUGAGUACCUGGGGCUCUAGCGCCCCCUGCUGACUCUGAGGGAGAAGCGCCCAGCGGGGGACGUGGCCGGGGCCCUGCAGCCAAGGAGCUUGGGCCAGGCCGGCCUGGGGUGUGCUGGCUGGUCCUUGGUGACACCCUUGGCUCUGCUUGUGCUGUGACUGGAAGACCCUCUUUCUUUGACUCUCUCAAGCUGCCACUCUUCAAAGUCAUGGAAGAGACAGACCACUGUGGAGUGAGAGCCAAAGGAAUGAACUUGGCCCCUGCCCUGAGGGAAACACUUGGGCUGAAGGUUUACAGGGACCAAGUGCCAGUUCUCAGUUUUGGUUGGCCAACUGUGGACUGGCGUCUGGACCAGCAAUACCCACAACCAAAUGAAUUCUCUGUGGCUUAUGUUUUUGUGUUGGUUCCUUCUCCAAAAUGGCAGCCUUGCUUCUGCACCAGUCCAAACCCAACUCCCACAAAGAUGCGCCACGCGGGGCCCACAGAGGGUGUGCUCGGAAGCAGGAACAGAGGAGAUGGAAGCCAAGACUUGGGAACUCCAGAUUCUGCCAGAUCCAAGUGGCAGUAAAUCGGUGCUUCUGCAAAACAUAUUCUGCAGAAACUAGCAUAAAUAGGUGUUGCAUGAACGAGGGGUUUGAAGCAGGGUGAGACAUUAAAUGAGUUUCUUCAUUGCA
Messenger RNA from Camelus dromedarius (Arabian camel), 2016 nucleotides. It is a transcript of the gene QPCTL, whose product is annotated as glutaminyl-peptide cyclotransferase like. The record is from RefSeq and is a predicted model, not a curated record. Gene Ontology annotation, molecular function: glutaminyl-peptide cyclotransferase activity; zinc ion binding. The coding region runs from base 211 to 1362 and encodes 383 amino acids. Lineage: Eukaryota; Metazoa; Chordata; Mammalia; Artiodactyla; Camelidae. The transcript is spliced from 7 exons.